This is a messenger RNA of Alternaria postmessia, 855 nucleotides long. RefSeq lists its product as uncharacterized. Lineage: Eukaryota; Fungi; Ascomycota; Dothideomycetes; Pleosporales; Pleosporaceae. The record is from RefSeq and is a predicted model, not a curated record. The transcript has a single exon. Bases 1 to 855 code for a protein of 284 amino acids.
AUGCCAGUCCACGAGGAGCGCAAGAUGCAGUCCUACUCCAACAACACGCCGUCGCAGCCACCCCCGCUUCUCCGCCUCCCAAUCGAGCUCAGACGCCUUAUAUACAGCUCCGUCCUCCCCCACACGACAACUUUCGAAGUGCGUUUCCAGCGUCCCGCCGACCCACCCCCAAAAUCCGAAUACAAUCUGACCUUCGUGCGGCAGAAAAACGGUGAUGGGGGCUGGCGCAUGCAACGCACUCUGCCAAAGGCGGAGCGCGAAACAGGCAACGACAUAGUCUGGCGACGCGGAAGUACCAACCUACUAGCCGUGUCACGACAAGUACAUGAAGAGGCAGCGGAUAUGCUAUAUGGAGAUAACACAUUUGUGAUUGAUGUGACGUUCGAUGCGAUCAACUUUCGGUACCGCUGGCGCACUGCAAAUAACCUUACGCCGAAUCGGACGUAUCAGUUCUUGGAUCACUUUUCGCAGAGGAAUCUGCUGAGGAUCAGGAAUUAUAUCAUUAAUGUUGAAUCUGUGGAUGAUUAUACGGGCAUGAUCAAAUACAACUGCGGUGGAAGGGGCUUGCCAGCCGGUAUACGGGGUAAGGUGCGCGAGUUGGUUGAUUUGUUGGUUGUUGCACCACAGUUGCAUCGGCUGCACAUACAUCUUAUAGAUGGCGCGAUAAGUCGCGUAAGGUUCCCGAGUGGACGAGUACAUCGAGUACAGGAUGAGAAUCAUUUUGCGCAAACACAGCUAGUGCUUGAUCCUUUCAGGGCAUUGUAUGGAGUCAGGAACCCAGUUGUGAGUGGUGUUGAUGACGACUAUAAAGAUGCUCUGGAAAAGAGCAUGGCAGCGCAAAAUGCAACGGGUUAG